AUGGGUCAAGCGGCCUCACUACCCUGCAGAAGAGGAGGCACAUACAUCACCGAACUCUAUGACUGGUUCAGAAAGUUCAUGAACGAGUGUCCAAGUGGUCUGAUCACUCUGCACGAGUUCAGGAGGCACUUUUGCGACGGCACCGCAGGGUCCGAGUCGGCCGAGUAUGCCGAGCAGAUCUUCCGCACGCUGGACAACAAUGGGGAUGGAGUUGUUGAUUUCAGAGAAUAUGUGACAGCCAUCAGUAUGCUGAUAGCAGGCUCAUCAGUGGAGAAACUGCGUUGGUCUUUUAAGCUCUAUGACAAAGACAAAGACGGAGCCAUAACCCGAGGAGAAAUGCUGGAGAUCAUGCAGGCUGUUUACAAGAUGAGCGUGGCCGCCUCUAUUACCGAAAUCAACCCCCUCACAGCAGAGGAGUGCACCAACAGGAUCUUUGUGCGACUGGACAAAGACAAAAACGCUAUCAUCAGUCUGGAGGAGUUCAUUGAGGGAGCUCUGGGUGACGAGUGGAUCCGAGAGAUGCUCGAGUGCGACCCCAACACUGUGAAGGUCGAGCGGCCACCAAAACGGUCUCUGCCUGAUGAACAUGCAACUGGGGUGCUGGACGACCUGCAGCUCACAUCUACACCCCCUGAUAACAAUCCGAAUCCAAGCCUGCUGUGA
Messenger RNA from Sardina pilchardus (European sardine), 663 nucleotides. RefSeq lists its product as uncharacterized. The record is from RefSeq and is a predicted model, not a curated record. Gene Ontology annotation, molecular function: calcium ion binding. Bases 1 to 663 code for a protein of 220 amino acids. The transcript is spliced from 5 exons. Lineage: Eukaryota; Metazoa; Chordata; Actinopteri; Clupeiformes; Clupeidae.